Molecule: messenger RNA, 1039 nt
Organism: Heterotrigona itama
Lineage: Eukaryota; Metazoa; Arthropoda; Insecta; Hymenoptera; Apidae
Source: the annotation of a GenBank genome assembly
GUGUAUAGUGUAAGAUGUAUUUGAAAAGUUGGCAGCAAUUCGCGCACAUGCGUUUUUUCUGGUGGUACAUUUUUCAAUGCAUUCGCACAUCACAUAGACGCUUGUUACUGUCAAGUGUAUUCUAAAUAUUGUAUUUGUCGUAUAUUUUAAUUUCGUUACUAUAUUACUCGUUUCUUGCAAGUCUCUUAAGACCCUAGAAAGUUGCCAGCGAUGCAAUGUAUCAAGUUUUUAUCAGUGGAUACCGUUUGGCCGAGGUGUCACACGGCAAGCCUUAUUAUGUUUACUGCAUCGAUGUUCUGGAGUCGGAAACUGGUACUCGAUACUUUAUCGAAAGAAGAUACAGCGAAUUUAAUGCUCUACAUCGCACGCUGAAGAAAGAAAACGCGGAUGUUGCUCCGUUUCCGCCGAAGAAAGUAAGAAACUCCCAGCCAAGGGUGCUCGAGCAAAGGCGAGCAGCAUUGGAAGUGUACAUCCAAAAAAUGUUAAGGCUUCCAGCCACGAAGCAACAGGUUCUCAAUUUUCUGGGUAUAGAAGACCGAACACCCGGCACGUCAUAUAAAAAUACGUACAAGGAUACGGAGGAUCAGCAAUACGUUAACACAAAUACUCUUGGCCAUCAGCCUGUAUUAACUUUCCACUGUGAUCCAUAUGUUCAAUCGAAUGCUACGCCGAACAGUCUUCUAGAUGUCGUGAUCAACGGUGUACUUUUGGGUUUAUACAAGUCUCGAGAAGCUUACUAAACUAUUCAAUAACAAUAUCCUCUAUGAAAAGUGUAAAAAAGAACCACACGCUUCACGGGAAGCUCUGUUUUAUUAUGAUCCGAACGAAAUUUGGAUCACAAUUCAAUUCUUGUCAGAGAUAAAGCGAUUCAGUAAGUGUUUUAAUGUUUUGCUGUGCUGAGAAUGUGUAAUGCUAUUCCAAAUUCGACUAACGAAGAACGUGAGAGCGGAGGAAAUCUAGUUCACACUCCUCCUGCUUAAGAAUAAGAAUUCUGCGCGUCUGUUUAAUGUAAUCAAGGCGUUCCAAGGAAGAAAAUAUA